Camponotus floridanus (Florida carpenter ant) is the source of this 6293-nucleotide messenger RNA. Its product is annotated as calpain-D. Gene Ontology annotation, biological process: proteolysis. The record is from RefSeq and is a predicted model, not a curated record. The coding region runs from base 432 to 4592 and encodes 1386 amino acids. Gene Ontology annotation, cellular component: cytoplasm. NCBI's taxonomy places the organism in Eukaryota, Metazoa, Arthropoda, Insecta, Hymenoptera, Formicidae. Gene Ontology annotation, molecular function: calcium-dependent cysteine-type endopeptidase activity. The transcript is spliced from 11 exons.
UCGACGAGCAAGAUGGCCGUCGCGGAACAUAUGACAAAGAACGGCGGGCUCCUGUCGCGGCAUCCGACGACGGCGACAUCCUCGCGACGACGAGCGGGACGCGGCACAGCUGAUCGUCGCCGUUAACCGCCGCCCGUUGGCGGCCGCGUCGUCGCGUUUCUCCAGGUGCGGCGACGGGGCGAUCAGGAAGAUCAGACACGGGGAAAGAGAAAGAGCAGGCUGUGUAUGUGCGUUGCGUGUAUACGCGAGUUCGCGUGGGUGUCUCGGUAAGCGCGACUCGGGGAGUCGGAAUCGAAGAUCGACGUCGUCGCGUCCGCGGUGCUGCUUCGCGGUGGUGCCGCCGUCGACGCCGUCGCGUCCUGCCCGCGUCCGUGGUGACAUAGUGGUGAUAUAGCGCGGCGCAGCGGGGGAGCCAUGACUACGCGUGGAGAAUGGGCUCGAUCGCGUCGGUGUUGCAAUGGCAUUGCUCGGAGUGCGCCCUGAUAAAUCCAACGGAGAGCGCGAGAUGCGCCAGGUGCGGGCUGACGCGGCUCAGGAGCGACGAGAGGGCCGGCGGUGUCGACCGUGUCCCGUCGAUCGCCGCGGAGCGUAGCGGAAGCGCGCGGCAAGAGGAGGAAGAGGAGGAGGAGGAGGAGGGGGAGGGGGAGGAGGAAGGUGCGGGGGCGCGCGAGCGACGUUCGACGAGGGAAGGACGCGAGGACGAAGAGUGCCCACGGGCACAGGCGUCGUCGUCCACCUCCGGGGAAUCGACGCCGCCGACGCCACCGCCGAGGACCGACAGAUUGGCGGCGCGCAACCCCCAGACGGAAACGUCGCUACCUGUCAGCCAGUGCGGCGAGUCCCGACGCGCUGUUACUAACGGUUCCGAGAGAUAUCUGUCUGCAUGCAAAGUUAAGAAAAAUUUACGUUGUGGUUCAUGGAAUGGCAGCUCAUCUGAAAGGAAACCACUGAAACGUUUUUCGUCUUUACCUUCUUUAAUCACACAAUGGACUUGUAUUCGAUGUCUAUUGGACAAUAACUGCAGUUCAUUGGUUUGCGCUGCUUGUGAUGCCAGUGCAUCAAUAGCUCAAAUCGAUGGAAAGAAGAUUGGUGCACGCAAGAGCAAAAAGAUUACGCUGCAUAAAGAAAAUCGUCUUAAAAUCCCCUCUGGACUUUUGGCCAAUGUUCUAGAUGUGAAUGCUGGUACAAGCAACUCCAGUAAUAAUGAUAAAAUUAAUAAUACAGGCAUGGCACAGUUGACAAGCAUAAGUCGAAACGAAAGACAAAGAGUGGACCAUAAAGAUUGGAUUUUACCGUCAAUUGGAGCAAUGGAGUCUACUGCGCUUCCGUUUACAGAAAAUACCGAUACCUCUCAACGCUCUCCGAAACGACAUAGUCCUUCUAUGUAUGAACGGGUCAAGUCUAAAGUCAGUCGUUCGUUAUCGAAUGGUUCCGUUGUUCAAAAAUUGUCAGAACAUGUGGUGCAAAGACCCACGAGCCUAGUAGUACCGGAAACGCGGCAAGACGAUGGCUUAUGGAGCUGCGACAAUUGCACGUUGGACAAUGCGCCUGGUUUGGAACAGUGCGAAGCGUGCGACGCUCCUAGGAGUCCCGCACCCUGCAGCGGAGUGGUUAUCAGUGUGCCAGCUUGGGUGCCACGCGCGCUAUCAUCCGCGGGACCUCUAUCUUACAGAAGAUCCUUUUCCGACGCCGAUUCCGUUGCGAACGUGACGCAGAAGAAGACUGUCAAUCGUAGAAGUUUGAACGAUGAGGAACCACCCGCGGUACCGCCACAUUCCAUCGGCUUCAACUCGAGACCAAAGUAUUCCUACAUCGGGAUCACAGAUCCCGAUAUACCGCCGCCAUUGCCAAAGAAACAGAGCAGUAAGUUAGGUCUGGUACCGACGAAAGCGCACAGCGAGGCGACCAGUCCGGUGGGUGAUGUACCGAAUAUGAGUCCACUUAAGCGUAUGUGGACCUGCAGAAAGUGUUCUUAUGCAUAUAACCCAUUGUGGUCCAGUGGUUGCGAUAUUUGUGGCUCAUCCAGAUCGCCCCCAUCGUUGACACAACCCAGCUUGAUAACUGUCACGAAGGACACGAGUAGCUAUCCGACGCACGCACAAUCGCCGAUCGUGGUGUCGAGAGAUAGUGUCAGAUAUAUACCACCGAAAUCAGCCACCUUGGCUACGGCAGAGUCCGAUCUAGACGAUCAGAUAGAUCCACCAUCGCCGGUGUGGACGUGCAAAAAGUGUACUCUGUUGAAUGCCGCAUCGAGAACGACAUGUGAGGCUUGCUGCGGCUCGAAGCUGAAGAGCAUCAUGCAUCUAGAAGAUGCCACUCUGCGAAAAGGCGAGAGCUGGGUAUGCCCGUCAUGCACGCUGAGGAAUCCGCUCUCGGCGCAAAACUGCAACGCUUGCAAAACUUUGGCAGACUUUCUCGAAGUUCCGAAAGAUAAUAGAGCUCUAGGUCAACGGAGUCCAAGCCCGAGACUCUGCUCGACCCCGACAAAUUCCAAAGCAGUUACUCCAAGGCACAGAAAUUCUGUAAGAAGAAAUGGCUCGUCAGCAGCUGACAAAAGGCACUCGAGAACUAGAGAUCCUUCGCAUACUCAAUGGCAAUGCAAAUUGUGCACGUACGAAAACAAGAGUACGACUGUUGUUUGCGAAAUGUGCCAAAGCUCAAAAUCGCUGUCCCAAGUAUCUGGAGAUAGAGGGAUACCUAGGCUCCUCGAAUCAGGCACUAGUACUCUUAGAAUACAACGGCAAGAAAGCGUAGUAAUGGAAAAUCUCAGGCAGCUAGAAGAGAGAGAAGCGCUAGAGAAAUGGGAGCGCAUUGUUCGAUAUUGCAAAGAGACAAAUGAGCCGUUCGUCGACGAUUCGUUUCCUCCUGCUCCGAAAUCCUUGUACUAUAAUCCCGCGGAUACAAAGGAUAAUCAUGUCGUUCAAUGGAGAAGGCCACACCAAAUAAACGUGGAUUCAAGUGUCGAUUCUAAACUGCCUUGGGCUGUCUUUAGGACACCCCUACCCUCUGAUAUCUCGCAAGGUGUCUUAGGAAAUUGUUGGUUACUGUCGGCUUUGGCUGUUCUCGCCGAGAGUGACGAGCUUGUGAGAAGAGUUUUGGUCAUGAAGGAGACAUGCCCCGAAGGUGCUUACCAAGUUAGACUAUGUAAAGAUGGAAAAUGGACGACGGUACUUGUUGAUGAUCUAUUACCCUGUGAUAAGAGAGGUCACUUAGUGUACUCUCAGGCAAAAAGAAAACAACUUUGGGUGCCGCUAAUUGAGAAAGCAGUCGCUAAAAUACACGGCUGUUAUGAAGCCUUGGUAUCUGGCCGUGCUAUAGAAGGUCUAGCGACGUUAACUGGUGCCCCGUGUGAGAGCGUGCCUUUACAACCUUCAGCAUUGCCAAGCGAAGACGAACUCGAUAGGGACCUAAUAUGGGCACAACUCUUGUCCUCGAGGCAGGCUAUGUUUUUAAUGGGUGCUAGCUGUGGAGGAGGUAAUAUGAAGGUUGACGAAGAAGAAUAUCAACGCAAAGGUUUAAGACCGAGGCAUGCGUAUUCUGUUCUCGAUGUACGAGACGUACAAGGAAUACGAUUGUUACGACUACGCAAUCCUUGGGGUCACUACAGUUGGAAAGGGGAUUGGUCGGACGACAGUCCUAUAUGGACUCUGCAAUUACGAGAGAUGCUUAUGCCGCAUGGUGCUUCGGAUGGCGUCUUUUGGAUAUCUUUCGACGACGUUUUAAAGUAUUUCGAUUGCAUUGACAUUUGUAAGACAAGAGUCGGAUGGAGUGAAGUGAGAUUACGCGGCACUCUUCCUCCAUUGUCAUCCCUCAGACAUUUAUCGUGCGUGCUUUUAACAGUAUUAGAACCCACCGAAACGGAAUUUACGCUGUUCCAAGAGGGUCAAAGAAAUUCGGAAAAGUCGCAACGUUCUCAAUUGGAUUUGUGCGUAGUAGUUUUUCGCACGAGAUCUCCGGCUGCUCCGGAAGUUGGUAGAUUAGUAGAGCAUAGUAAACGGCAAGUACGCGGUUUUGUCGGCUGUCACAAGAUGUUGGAGAGAGAUCUGUAUAUCGUUGUGUGCCUAGCUUUUAAUCAUUGGCAUACUGGGAUGGAAGAUACGUCCAGUUACCCAGAAUAUGUUCUCGCCAUUCAUAGUUCAAAGAGGCUUCUGGUCGAACAGAUAUCACCGCCUGCCUUUGUCUUAGCUGAUGCUAUUAUAAGUUUAACAUUGGCUAAAGGGCAACGACACGAAGGUAGAGAAGGUAUGACCGCUUAUUAUUUAACUAAAGGAUGGGCCGGUUUAGUUGUAAUGGUCGAAAAUCGUCAUGUAAACAAAUGGAUUCAUGUAAAAUGCGACUGCCAUGAAAGUUAUAACGUCGUGUCCACAAGAGGACAACUCAGAACUGCCGAUAGUGUUCCCCCCCUUCACAGACAAGUCAUCAUAGUUCUAACGCAAUUGGAAGGUAGUGGAGGUUUCUCUAUAGCACAUCGACUCACGCACAGAUUAGCUAACAGUGGAAAUUUGCACGAUUGGGGACCGCCUGAUACACAACAUUGUCCUCAAAUUGACACUCAGGUGGAGGGUUUGCACAGUCCCCGCUUAAUAACGUGAAGCAUAAAAUACAGACCGAAUAAAAGUUGGACAUUACUGGAGGAAAGUAUUGUCAAGUGGGAUCCUCGGAACGUCAAGAGAAUUGACUGAGAAAAACCAAAGCAAGCUAGAAACAUUUCAGCAUACUAUAAGACGUUCUGAAGAUAUUAGAAUACUCUUUGUGCUUUCUAGCUGAUGAUAUUUCACGGAUGCUCUUAGCGUUGCAACAUGCUCAGCAUUGGACGUAAUACAAUAAGUAACAAUUAAUGUACAAUGGUUCUGGACCCAGUGAUUAAAAAAAUAGAUAUCUUCUUUCGAAUAGAUAGUGGUUCAUGCAUUUUGCGCGCGCUGACGGGAAAAGGAAGAACUAAAAUGAAAAAAAAAAGUAAAAUAUAAAAUACGUGCAAAUUAAGUGUUUCUGCUGGAACCAUUGAACCCCAUAAAGAAGACUUAUGGAAAAUUGAAUAUUUAUGAAGAAACAAGUUGAACAUUUUGCUUGUUAUAUAAACAAAAAAAAAUUAUUUUCUCAACUUAACGUUUACGCGUCGUAAGAAAUGACAAAAUCUAAAGAUUACAUAAUAAUAUAAUGUAAAAUGAAACCAUUAGAGAAAAACCCGUAAAUUAUAAUAUAAGGAUGUGUGUGGACACAUUGUUUUUGGAAUUGCUUAGGAUGUAGUACGAUUAUAUCGGAUCGGGACAUUUCCGAUUUAACCAAUGUUUACAUGCCGAUCUUAUUGCUGUAAUACGUAAGGCCGUAUUCAAAACCCGCAUUUAAGAGAACUUGAAUUCUUAGUUCCAUUCAAUGCGUGCACGCGCGCGCGCGUGCGCGAUAUAAAAGGAGAGGCUGGAGUUUUAUGCAAGAAUUUCCAUGUAUCGACUAUAGGGUAGAACGUUUAGACUUUGUUGUUCCCCGUCUUGCAAUUGGAGAAUGUUAAAAUGAAUGUAGCGUACGACUACAAAGUGAGAAAAAGAGAGAAAGAGUGAACUAAAGAUCUUGAAAGUUUUAAAAUAGCUGAACUCGUUCACUGCCAUUCUAUGCAAUGUAUGUAUAAAGCUUUGUUCUUAUUAUAAAAUUGUUAUUAGUUUUAUACUUAAUUAGUUUUUGGGGGAUAAAAGGAAUAGUCGGUGAUAUUCCUCGCAUACUGGCUACUAUUUUCUCUUGAUAAAUUGGUUGCGAAAUACACACGGGGCAUGCAUGGCAGUCAGCGGGUUAAAAGUCAUUAAUCUUGUGUUUGUAUGCUUUUUAAAAACAUGUGUUUUAAAAAAAUGUUCUCUUUUUCGUCCAUCCAGCCGACAAUGUAGUCGCAAGAUGAAAUUUUAUCGAGAAAAACUCAAUAUUUCUGUUUUAAUGUCAAACUGCCAUAUUCCAUGUUUUUAGACAAUAGUCGAUUGGCACGUGCGGCAUGUUUUGCAAUGGCAAUUCUAUUGAAUCAAAAAAUUGUUUAGUGCUCUCUAUAUACAUUGAAUGUGGUGAUGCGACAAUACGCGAUGCUGUGAUCAGUCAAUAAUGCUUUGACGAACCGAAAAUUUAAUUCUCUCUUAUAUCCUUUAUUUAACAGAGAGACUGAGAGAGAGCAUUGCGAACGCUAUUUCAAUUAACAGUACAAAAUUCCCGUCUACUCUAAAUUCACUCGUUUUAUAUAAAAAUGAGUGGUAUAGAAUCAUAUAAUCGUUUUAUUUCUAGGCAAUUUUUUCUGUUGACAAUUUGUAAAUUAUAUGAUA